Messenger RNA from Lolium rigidum, 1966 nucleotides. RefSeq names its product suppressor of mec-8 and unc-52 protein homolog 2-like. Lineage: Eukaryota; Viridiplantae; Streptophyta; Magnoliopsida; Poales; Poaceae. Gene Ontology annotation, cellular component: nucleus. Gene Ontology annotation, biological process: mRNA splicing, via spliceosome. The transcript is spliced from 10 exons. Bases 1 to 1707 code for a protein of 568 amino acids. The record is from RefSeq and is a predicted model, not a curated record.
AUGGCCGGAAUCGGCGACGCCGGCGACGUCUCCCCGACGGUCAGGAGCUUCCCAGGCCACCUCAUCGAUUUUGACUCUGUCAUUGCUUCCGUGGCAGAGGAGAGCAAAAAAGAAGAACCAGAGACACCAAGGUACCGAGAUCGUGCCAAGGAGCGCCGUGAAGAUCAAAACCCGGACUACGAACCGACAGAGCUUGGUUCAUUUCAUGCCGUGGCACCUCCUGGAGCAGAUUUGAGGCUAGCAGAUGGCCAAAAGAUUUCAAUUGAGAAGAGCAAAUAUCUUGGAGGUUGGGAAACAAAAGAAGAUCGUUCAAUCUCAUUCCGCACUGCAAUUACAAAGUCUGUCUACCAGUGGACUGUAAAGCAACAACAAAGCAUGAUAAAGACGAACGAAAUGUUUCUUCCUGGCCGGAUGGCAUUUAUUUACAAUAUGGAGGAUGGGCUUAACAAUGAUAUCCCAACAACGGUUCACAGGAGCAAAGCUGAUUGCCCUGUUCCAGAGGAAAUGGUUACUGUCAGUGUGGAUGGUUCUGUACUCGACAGAAUUGCCAAGAUCAUGUCAUACCUUAGACUUGGAUCAUCAGGGAAGGUCUUGAAGAAGAAGAAAAAAGAGAGGGAUACAAAAGGGAAGAAUAAUUUGGCAGGCGGUGACUAUGAUGAGGCAGUAAGACGCCAAACAAAUGGUUCUGCUCUUAAACAGCAUUCAGAAAAGGAACUUCUACCACCUCCACCCCCACUCCCACGAAAGAGUAACUUCAGUGAAAAGGAGAAACAUAAACCUUCUGUCCCUAUUGCUCGUGAAGAUGAUGAUGACAUAUUCGUUGGAGAUGGAGUUGACUACACUGUUCCUAACAAAGAAAUGAGUGAGAGCCCUAUCUCCGAAGAUAUGGAUGAAUCCCCACAUAACCAUCAGAAUCAGUCCCAUUUGACUGAACCUGCGUAUGGCCCUAUUCGACCAUCUGAACCUGCGUAUGGCCCUAUUCAACCAUCUGAACCUGUGUAUGGCCCUAUUCAACCAUCUGAACCUGCUCAAGCUUGGCAACAACAAUUGGAUGGUUAUGAUGAAAUUCAAGCUCAAAUGGCAGCUGCUGGAUAUCAAGGCGAGUGGCCAGGCUAUCAGUAUCCUGAACAGCAGCUGGCUUAUCCAGAGCAGUACAUGCAACAAGGUACUCUGGGAUAUGAUGUCUUAGCUGACCCAAAUAUAAUUCAGGAUCCAAGGUUGAUGACUCAAGCAGACAAAGAUAAGGGUCUAGGUUCUGUUUUCAAACGUGAUGAUGACAGGCUCAAGCAGCUGAGGGAAAAAGAUGCGCGAGAGAAGGACCCAAAUUUUAUUUCAGAUAGUUACUCCGAGUGCUAUCCUGGUUAUCAGGGGUACAAUCAAGAGAUUGCAGGGAGUGAUGAUGAAGAUGAUUUGUCCAAGAUGGAUAUGGGUGGAAGGGAGAAAGGCCGUCUUCACCGGUGGGACUUUGAGACGGAAGAGGAGUGGGCAAAAUACAAUGAUCAGAAGGAAGCCAUGCCGAAGGCGGCAUUCCAGUUUGGGGUGAAGAUGCAAGAUGGCAGGAAGACCAGGAAGCAGAACAAGGACCAGAAGCUCAGCAACGACCUCCACAAGAUCAACAAGAUUCUGGCGAGGAAGAAGGGUGAUAAAGAUGGAGGUGAAGGGCAUUAUGACGACGAUAUGCCUAGCGGGAAGAAACAGCGCGCUUGAUCUCACUGUUCACCAGUUUUUAUUCAUCCAUCCUGCUGGAACUGUAACAUGGCCCUGCUUUUCUAGCUGAAACAGUGCAAAUCUGUAGGUCAGUGUUAUUUAUAUAUGCAUCAGUAGUUUCAUUUGUUAGCAGAGCCAGCCUUGCAUGGCAUUUGUUGUAGAAUAUGUAACCAGAUGGUCUCAUAAAUAUGGUCAGGCUGGCAUGAAAAGCAUGUAACAGUAUACCAGAAAGAAGGAAAAUAUUCUGAAUUUUUGCCCA